Dentiscutata heterogama is the source of this 500-nucleotide messenger RNA. Lineage: Eukaryota; Fungi; Glomeromycota; Glomeromycetes; Diversisporales; Gigasporaceae. The record is from the annotation of a GenBank genome assembly.
AAAUGCAAGUAAUACUUGAUUAUCAGCUUCAUGAUUAUCUUUCAUUUAUUUUAACUGAAUUAUACAAAGAAAAAAAAGAAGAUAUAAAUAUUAUUAACGAUUUACUACGAAAAAAAUUAUUUGCUACAAUAGGAUAUGCAGAUUUUGAAAGUUCAGGUCCACGAAGCUGUUCAGACUAUGAAGAAGAAUUGCAGAGGUUUCAAAUUUGGUUAAAAAAAACUAGUUUCUUAAAUCCAGAUCUAAAUCUAAAUUGUAGCUUUGAAGGUUUAGACAGAAAUAAUAAGUUAAGUGUACAAAUGAAGUUAUUCAGUGAUAAAACCAAAGCUCAACAUAUAAAUUAUAUCAAGGGUAAAUUUGGCUUAAUUAAAUAUGAGCCUACUUAUUCUAUUCCUGUUACUUUUGAUGAAGCACAAUUACAAUCAUCUAAGAGUUUAUUGAAAAAAGAAGAAAUAGUAUUCGCAAUCAAAAUAUUAAUUGAAUCCUUAAAUGAAGCUAAAUAA